Morone saxatilis (striped sea-bass) is the source of this 1587-nucleotide messenger RNA. RefSeq names its product G protein-activated inward rectifier potassium channel 3-like. The record is from RefSeq and is a predicted model, not a curated record. Gene Ontology annotation, biological process: potassium ion import across plasma membrane; regulation of monoatomic ion transmembrane transport. Gene Ontology annotation, cellular component: plasma membrane. Gene Ontology annotation, molecular function: inward rectifier potassium channel activity. The coding region runs from base 1 to 1587 and encodes 528 amino acids. The transcript is spliced from 3 exons. NCBI's taxonomy places the organism in Eukaryota, Metazoa, Chordata, Actinopteri, Moronidae.
AUGAUCUCGACUGUGAUGUGCAGCAGAGAGACGCUACAGAACGCUGAGUGCAAGAGUCACAUCAGGAGCCCCAUCAGGAUUGAGCCUCGCAGGAACUCCAUCCCCCCAACGCAGACCCUCACCGCUAAACAUCUGCUGGCAUACCUGCCCAGACCACAGCCAGAGUCCAUCCGGUACACUCCUUACACUUGCAAGGUUACAGCUAAAUCCACUGUUGCUUCCAUGAUGACCACAAAAAGACUUUCUCUCAUCCACAACUUGAACUACGUUAACUGCUCAUCACUCCCGCCGUCCCAGGAGGCCUCUCCCUCCCGGACCCAGAGUCUCUGCCGCCCGUCCUCUCAGGCUCUGACUUUGGUUAAGCAAGAGCAGCCCCAACAGCAUACUAUCCAAGCAGCUCCUCUGGAACCAGUAGAAGAGACGCCAAAGCCUCAUCGUUUGCAUCGCAGCAGACACCUCAAGCGUUUCAGCUCCAGGUGGCAAUCGAGAGGCUCCACUGGCAGCAGCAGCCUUCCCGUCUCUGCAAUUGAGAAGCUGCACAUCGCAAAGAGUCACAAGAAGCGCUGUAAGCUGCUGGGCGACGAGGACUCGUUGCACGUCGCUGCCAGCAAUCAGCGCCAGCGUUACGUCACCAAGGAUGGCAAGUGCAGGGUCAAUCUGGGACCGAUUGCGGAGAAGAGCCGAUUUAUCUCAGAUAUUUUCACCACGUUAGUCGACCUCAAGUGUCGCUGGUUCCUUCUCGUCUUCACUAUGUGCUACAUUCUCACGUGGGUGGCCUUUGGUGGGAUCUACUUCUUCGGUGCCUGGUUGCGUGACGACAUUGCACACGUUCACGAUCCGCAGUGGAAGUCCUGCUAUGAAAACGUAGACAGUUUCCUUUCAGCCCUGCUGCUGUCGUUAGAGAGCCAGAGGACGAUCGGGUACGGCUCCAGGAUGGUGACGGCUAACUGCCCCGAGGGGACGAUACUCCUGAUGGUCCAAUCCAUCCUCGGCUCCAUCAUCGAUGCUCUCAUGGUGGGCUGCAUGUUUGUUAAAAUCUCCCGCCCACAGCAGAGAGCCCAGACGCUGAUCUUCAGCAAGCACUGCGUCAUAUGUGAGCGCGACGAGAAGCUGUGCAUGCUCUUCCGCAUUGGGGAUCUGAGAGAGAGCCACAUGGUGGAUGCCAAGAUCCGCGCCAAGCUGAUCAAGUCCCGGCAGACCAAGGAGGGCGAGUUCAUCCCACUGGAGCAGUCAGAAAUCAAUCUGGGCUACGACACUGGAGGAGACAGGCUGCUGCUGGUGGAACCUCAGACCAUUACCCACGUCAUCAAUGAAAACAGCCCCUUCUGGGAGGUGGGGUCCGAGCGUUUGAGGAGGGAGACCUUUGAGAUCAUUGUCAUCCUGGAGGGCAUCGUGGAGGCUUCGGGUAUGACAUGCCAGGCGAGGACUUCCUACACGGAGGAUGAGGUCCUCUGGGGCCACCGAUUUGAGUCGUGCAUUUCCUUGGAGAAAGGGGCGUUUCGGGUGGACUACAGCGCAUUUGACAAAACCUUUGAGGUCCAAAUGUCCCGACUCGGUGCGAGAGAGAGGAGUGCGGUCAAGGAAUGA